Aspergillus puulaauensis is the source of this 1752-nucleotide messenger RNA. Its product is annotated as ankyrin repeat domain-containing protein. The record is from RefSeq and is a predicted model, not a curated record. Gene Ontology annotation, molecular function: protein binding. The transcript has a single exon. Lineage: Eukaryota; Fungi; Ascomycota; Eurotiomycetes; Eurotiales; Aspergillaceae. Bases 1 to 1752 code for a protein of 583 amino acids.
AUGAAGUCAUCCUCUGAGAAGAAGGCGUGUUUCGAUGACCUCCCACCGGAGGUCAAGCUUAUGAUAUGGGGCGAGCUCGACAAGACCUACGACAAACACGCGCUGGCCCUAACCAGCAAGAGCCACAGCCAGCUCUUUGAACAACCUUUCUACCGGUGGGCGGUAAAAAGCCUCUCAGCUUCCCGUUUAUUGGAUAGCACACCACUCCUCGCCUCCAUCGCCGCGGGCGGCAGUGUCAGUGCUAUGAAAAAGCUCGUCGCGGCCGGGGCAGACCUCUCUCACCGAGGAGGAUCACUACUCUGCACCGCCUCUCGAAAAGGACGGGUAGCGAUGGUGCGCCUGCUACUGGAGGAAUAUCAUGUUGAUCCGAAUACACACGGCACCGAUGUACUCGGACUUGCAAACACGCCGCUGUCCGCCGCCGCGAGCCAGGAUGACUGCGGCAUUGUGACCUUGCUGCUUGCAGCUGGAGCGGACCCGAAUCUACAGCCAUAUUGGCUUGAUGACUUUACUGUGUUGAUCGAUACGAUUCUCGAUGAGAACUUCCGUGUCGCGGCCCUGCUGAUCGACGCCGGCGCAUCUGUUACAGCCGAAACUGAUGACGGAUGGCCCCCGCUCUUGUGGGCGCUUGAGCAACGCAAUGUUGGGUUUGUCCGGAAGGUUCUUGCUGCUAUACGAGAGACCCCCGGGGCCGAUAUCAAUGUCGGGGCGCCGCUCGUGCUGACUUGUAGGUUGGACGAUGUUGAACUUCUUCGAGUCCUUCUUGACCAUGGUGCCGAUAUAGAGAUGCGUGAGAGGGAACCGGAGCGCUACAACGUCCUGGAAUUUGCUAUUGCGCGUGGUCGUGUGGACGUUGUGAAAGUCCUGUUUGAAUAUGGGGUAUCAAACGCUACCAUUGGCACCGCGGUGGAUAAUGGAGCCGUCGUCGCCGCUAUCGGUGCUGGCCACACGAAGAUGGUUCAGCUCCUGGCCACCAAGGGAGUACCAGUGAACAACACCCCCCAGACGUAUGUAGCCGUCCCGGUGGGUCUACGUGGGAUGUCACCGCUGGAAUGCGCCGUCGCCCGCUGGAACAAGGAAAUGGUCAAGAUUCUCGUGCAGGCGGGUGCAGUUGCCAGACUGACACCACGCGAGAGGUCCAACCUUCUCUGGAGGGCCUUCCUACGCGACGGUGAAGGCAUGCUGCUGCUGCUUAUCGGGAUGGGGGUGUGUGAGCAUACACCAGACGAGCCGUCCUGGUCUGUCAAGCCGCCUCUCCACCACGCCGUUUCGAUGGGCAUGGUCAACCUCGUUUCCCUGAUGGUUGAGAAGGGCGCUGACCCGAAGCUCCGCGACGCGACAGGGGACACUGCCUUGACUGCUGCUGUUAAGGGUAGAAAUCAUAGAAUGGUACUCGCCUUGCUGGGCGACGGUACCAACCCUGAGACGUGGACGCGGCCCAGCGAAGUGCUUGCUGGGGAAAGCUCCAAGAGACACAUGCAUUGCAUUGACGAGACGGACAACUCCGGCCAAACGCCCCUCUACCUGGCGACUUCUUGCGGAAUGGAAGACAUUGUUCGCAUCCUGCUCGCCCGGGGCAGUCGAGCCAUCCACACUGCAGGCCGCGUAGGAAUGACACCCAUUGAAUUCGCGACUCGCUAUAAAGACUCUCCAGUCAGCACUUGGUAUAAGGGGCAGUUGACGAAUAUCUGGAGCCUUUUGAAUAACCCGGCCAGUGCGAGGAUUGAUAGAGAGUUGGUGGCCUCUUGGUGA